Messenger RNA from Sinocyclocheilus grahami, 4526 nucleotides. RefSeq names its product interleukin-17 receptor A-like. The record is from RefSeq and is a predicted model, not a curated record. The transcript has 11 exons. Gene Ontology annotation, molecular function: interleukin-17 receptor activity. Lineage: Eukaryota; Metazoa; Chordata; Actinopteri; Cypriniformes; Cyprinidae. The coding region runs from base 185 to 2563 and encodes 792 amino acids.
ACGCUGCUUUGCAUAUUACAAUAAUUCCAGGAAGCUUUUAUAGGUCGGCUGUGUGUUUCCUGCACCUACGCCACCUUGUUUACCGUGCUCUUUGUCGCUGUCGAACUCAUUCGUCUAUUAAAAACCUGUUUCAAAACUUUGUAAUUGAGCUGUACUGAGGUUUAUGUAGGUUCAAACGCGGAUCAUGAAGUUCUUGUACCUGAAAGGUGCUGUGUUUUUCCCCUUCAUACCUGUAGUGCUGAAUCUCCGACUUAUGGAUAAUGGACGCUCGCUGAACUGUACACGAGAGGAAGUACAGUGUACUGCAGAGUUCAAUAAUUGCCUGUAUAAAGAAUGGCUCAUUCCUUCAGAUUUCACUCCCAGUGAACCGGAUGAUUUGUCAGUGUAUGUUGAUGUAAGAAGCAAUAUGAAAGGUGAUGUGGAGCCAGUGAUUGUGGCAGAAUGGAAAGCAAAGGAUGAUGGCAGUAUAAUUCAUUUGAAAGGAACAGAGCUUGCUGUGUUGAAGUCAUCAACCAAUGAACAUCUAUGUGUUCAUUACAAGUUCCUCCAAGUUUUUAAGUCCAUGAGAAAUAGUGUUGGUGAAAAGUGGUCUUUUUCUUUGGAUAAAGUUGUGGUAGAUCCAGACAGCACAUAUGUAGUGACUGUCUCCAACCUUCCCAAGCCGAAUUUACAACACACCAGUUACAAUAUUAACUUAAAAGUUAAUGUUCCAGGUUGUGACGACCUUUUGAUGAGAACAACCAAAAUCUGUUUUGAAAGAGGGGAUACAUGGCGACCCAACGUUACCGUAGGAAGGACCACAGGUGUAAAUGGCAAGGAUAUUCUGUAUGUUGCAUUUAAUCCUGGAGAGAACGCAGAAAAAUACAAUGUUUUUCUUAAGUGCAACAGGGACACCGAAAUGAAGACUCUUUAUAAUGAGAGCAAUCCAUUACUAAAUGUGACAUAUAACCUGGAGAACUGGUCACGUACAUGCUGUAAUUUUGAUGUUCAGAUCCAGCCAUUUUUCCGGAAGUGUGCCAACGACUGUCGUCGAAAGAAUCACAGUUUUAACAUAUGUGGUCCUGUACCAACAAGCCCUCCUGAGAACAACUCAGCACUUCAGAUCAUUUGUGCUGGAUUAUGCCUCUUAAUUUGUGCCAUUGGUAUUUGUGCUAUUUAUUUGCGCUGCAGGAAACCACAGAAUGGUCAAAAAAAGCCACAGGAACCACCACGUCUUGUACCACCAGUUUCAUCCGGCCCACGAUCCGUAUUAAUCAUCUACUCCAGAGAUCAUCCCCUUCACACAGACAUAGUCCUGAAGCUUUGCGCCUUCCUGCGGGCCAAAUGCGGCAUUGAGGUCAUGCUGGACCUACUUGACGCCACUUGGCUUGGCACCAUCGGCCGGCUACAGUGGCUUGAGGAAAAAAAGCGACAGAUUGAGCAGUCGUCAAACAAGAUCUUGGUCCUUUGCUCCCGAGGAGUGCAAGCCAAGUGGGGGGCGAUGUGUGGAGAGCCUCGCAUCCUCCUCCGGGAAGACGUGCGCUCUCCGGUCGGUGAUAUGCUGACUCUCGCCCUUCAGCUGAUUACACCUGAUAUGCAGCGUCCGGCUUCUUACGGGAAGUAUUUGGUGGCUUACUUUGAUGACGUAAGCAGCGAAGGCGAUGUGCCGUCUAUGUUUGACAUUGCGAUCAAAUAUAAGCUGAUGAAGCAUUUCGAGGAGCUCUAUUUCCGUAUCCUCGAUGUGGAGAAGUAUCAGCAGGGAGUGAAGCACUGUAUCGAGGGUAUCGGAAAGGACGAGUACUUCAAAUGCCCCUCGGGCGAAGCCUUAAGGAACGCAAUCGAAGCAUUCCAGGCACACCAAUUGAAGAAUCAAGACUGGUUUGAGAAAGAGUGCGUGACCAGUGAGGAGGAAGUGAGAGGGGAAACCGAUCCACUUCUUGUGAUGCCCAUGCAGCCAAUAUAUGAAUUAACACCUAUGCUAAACAUCGGACUCCCAAUCCUUGUGAAGGAGGUAGACAUCAAUCAAGAGGCAAAGAGUGUCUGCUCUGUAAGUCCCCAAAUUCAAGAGAACCCUGAAGAGUCAUCUGUGGUGAUUAUUAAUCCAAGAGUCCAGCCAGAUCACAGUGUACUUUCCUAUUAUCCACCAAUGGAAUGUCCUCUUGAAUUACCCAGCGUGACUGGUAUUAGGACACCAAUGGACCCACAAAUCUAUCCAUGUUUCCUCGCUGAACCAGGACCAGUGGAACCGUCACAUCCUCCUUUUGCGUUUUCAUUGGGAGAACCAUCAGAUAAUUGUCCGACGGACAGCAGAAAGUGCUUUUUGAUAGCACCUCCACCCUCAAUGGAAGACAGCUUCAAUCUGAAUCAGGAGAUUCAGCCAGUGGAGAUGGAGGAAAGUGAAAUGGAGGGUGCUUCCGAGAUGAGACCAUCACGAGGGUCCGAUCAGGGAUAUGGUUCCAGAUAUUCCACAGUGAGGGAGGACCCCAAGUUUCAGCAAGACUGUUCCUCUCUGGCCAAGUUACAAAUGCACCUCUUUCAGAACAGCCCGAUCUCUUCUAGUUUCUGCACCAGAAUGAAGAUCUGAAUUUCUUGUACGUCUUUUGGCUGUUUUUGUGAUUUGCAGUGUGCCGUAGUACCAUGGCACAGUGUUCUUGAACAAUCUAUGUUUGGCCGUCACUCCUAAAACAUUCAAACUAUUUAUGUCAACAGAAACAGGAAACAGACUAGAUGGACGAGUUCAAUGAUCAGCUCUUUUACUGUGGAGCAGAACAAGUACCUUGUUAAACAGCUUGAUAUAGAACAGCACAGCACAUGAUUUUAAGCUUAUGUUAGCUACCGAACACACAUCUAAGAAAUUUGGUUGGGCUUGCAAUGUUACACUUGUAUUGUUUUUCAUAUUUGCUCAGAUGAAAUUUUUUGUUGUAUUAUAUUGCACUAUUGUAUUUUAUUUUUCAUUCCAGUUUAACAGCUAUAACCAUUUACUCUGGAAGUUUUUAUAUAAUAUUAUGUAAGUACAUUUCUAAAUUUAUAAAGCAGCAUUAUUUGGUAAUUCUUUUUACUUACUAAUUUAGUUAAAGAAUCACUUUACUUGCAUCAAAUGACAUCCAACUUUGGACCUCAAAUUACUUUUUAACCAAUUUAACCAGGAUGCUUCUAGACCCUUGCAGCUGUUGCAGUGCAAAUAAUGUCUUAUGUAAACAUAACUUAACUUGCAAACUAAAGCCCUUGUAAGAAAUUCCUCUGUAAAACAUUAAUGUGGAUAAAUAGCGAGAGGUGGGGUUGGAAGUCGCUUUCCUUAUCAAAAAGGUUAUGUACAUACACUAAAACCUGUAGUUUAAAAAACAUGCGUAGUAUGUAGUGGUGUAUAUUUGUCAGGUUAAAUACUGCGCAAUGAGGCACAAAAAUCCCAUAAUGCACUUUCGGCCUGCAUAUGUAACACAUUUAGCUCACCCUGUACCCCAGUCCUCAAAGCACAAGAGUAAUAAUAUGUUAGAAUAAGGAUGCACAUUUGUUAGUAAUUACAUGUUAGACUAGCAUAUAUAAUACUCCGUUUUAAAACUAAAAGUGACAGGACAAGUUUGCUUGUGAUAGCUUACCCAAAAAUGAGUAUUCUGUGAUCAUUUACUCACACUCAUGUCACUCUAAACCCGGAUGCAUUUAUUUAUUCAAGAUAUUUAGAAAAAUUAGUUUUUUGUCCAUUCAAUGAAGUUCAAUGGGGUCCAAACCAACAUUGUUUGGACCCCAUAGACUUUCUUCAUAUGUGCAAAAACAUUAUUUAAAAUAUCUUUGUUUGUGUUGCACAGAAGAAAGCAAGUCAUUCAGGUUUGAAACGACAUGAGGGUGUGUAAAUGAUGUCAGAAUUUUCCAUUUUGGUGGAAACUUGGAGUGAGAAACAUGGAUAUUAAGCUUUGACAUAUUUGUUCAAGUUCCUGGUGUAAACUUAGUGUAAGAAAUGAACUUGGAAAUAUACAUAUUUAGAUUCUCAUUUAGACAUAGAUGCACUGCAUGUAGAUUAAUGGAUAGUGUCCUCUUGAAGUCUGUCUAUCGGCACUAUAAUUGUCAUGAUCAAAAUAUUAUUAAUUGUGAUAAUCAUACCUUAUUUACUGGCAUGAAUAAAAUAGCAUCUGAAAUUGAGCAGAAUAACAGACUAGUUUGUGAUUUCAACCAUGAGGUUCUGUAAAGAGAGGUAGCCUUGUACAAACUGAUGAUGGUAAUACGGCUGGUUGGGACCAGCAAUGGAGUUUGGUCAUUAAAGAUGGAUUACAGUUAUCCUCAUAGACUCUAUACUUAAAGUAGCCUAUUAUUACAUUAAGGAACAUUAUGAAUCCAUAUCAUACACCGUUCGGCAGUUUUCCAUUCCUAAGUACCAUUGCCACUGACAAAAGUAUUUCAAAUAGGAAAGGACUACAUCACAUUCACAAUUUGAAGUGUACACCAAGCCUAACAAGUCACAAGGCAUAUUUACACUUGACGAGUGCAUUUAGGAACAUCUCUUGACUAAGUAUCUGAAAACACUAUAAACAUGUGUCUACAUGAGCCUACUGUCA